GAAACCACUGUAGUAAAACAUUUUCUGGAUGACUCCAUAGCCAUGGAAUGGUCGAUGCUUUAUGUGGUGCCACUGUUGAGAGUAGUGUAAACAAGCUUGUACCUACAACUGUGAAUGGUGUAGCCAGAGUCGAAGCCAUUGACAGGGGCUUUGGUUCCAUGUCUUUCAUCUUCUAUUCCUCCAAUGGGUUUAUGGGGCACUAUAUAUUCGCUCAAAACAAGGAGGCCAUGUUUUCGGGUUCCUCCUCGGUCCAGUUUCACUGCAACUACUACUGGGUUUCUCUCUCCAUCUCCGCAGCAAUGUGAGAUGAGUAGGCUUUUGAUGCAAGGUGGCUUCCCUGCUAAAGAGCAGGUACUUGGUAUUGACUUAUAUGUCCUUUCUGUCAAUAAAUGAACUCAAACAAUGGCAAUGGACGAACAGCCCUAGGGGUGUAUGGCCAAACUUGCCCUUGGAAGAAUUUCAGAGAAAGGAAUAUGAUGGGUACUGUAUCGGUGGAGAGAGAAAGGAUGAGUGAGAACAGUAUGUGAUUAGUAGAGAGAGGACUACAUCAGUGUAUCAAAAGUACCACAGCUUACUAAAUAAAUAACAUCUCUCACUACCAAGAGCCUGAAUGGCUACUCUGAAAAAACACUGUGUAUCUCUAACAAGAACUGGCAUUUGGGUUGCUUUUGCGGACACAGUUACAUAUGAUCAUGGCUCUUUCUCUUUCUUGCAAAAGAGACACAAAUCCUGCAACAAAAGACCCAAGAAGAAAAUCUAUCACAGAGUCCCUGAACUGGAUAGGGUCAUGGAGCUGCAAAAGAAGCCUUCUCUCAUUCUACACCUCAAAGACAUCGUCUUUAAACAGAAGAAGCACUGCAUUCUCCUUAGAGACCUGGAAAAAGAAGUGGGUGUCAUUCAAAAAUGGAACUUCAUGUCUAUAAUUGAGAGGUACCCAUCAAUAUUUAGAGUUCAUGGAGGAAACAGAAGACCCCAUGUGUUGGAAUUAACUGAUAAAGUACUAACUUUGGCGAAGGACGAAGAAAAGGUGAGAGAAAACAUGGAACCCAUUGUUGUUAAGAACCUGAGAAAACUCUUGAUGAUGUCUAUGGAUUGUCGAGUCGCCCUUGACAAGAUCAAUUUGAUCAGAUUGGAACUGGGUCUUCCUGAAAAUUAUGUUUCUGGUAUAAUUCUUAAAUACCCAGAAUUUUUUAAAUUGGAUGAGAUCAAUGGAAGGGACUACGUUCUGUUAGAGAGGUGGGAUCCUGACUUAGCCGUCACUGCACGUGAGGCGAGCUCAAAAGGAGACAACUCUUUGGUUUCUGGUCAUGGCAAGAAGGUCCCAGUAUCAAAAGAUGGUAAUUUUUUGGGCCCAUUUUCUUUUAAAUUGGAUUUUCCACUUGGCUUUAGGCCUAAUAUGAAGUAUCUAGAGGAAGUUCAAAAAUGGCAGAAACUAGCAUUUCCUUCUCCUUAUUUGAAUGCUCGACAAUUUGAUCCUGCUAGCUCAGCUGCAAGGAAACGAGCAGUUGCGGUUCUUCAUGAGCUUCUGAGCUUAACACUGGAGAAGAGGUUAACUUCUGCUCAACUGGAUGUUUUUCAUGCUGAGUAUCAGUUACCUUGUAGGCUUUUAUUAUGUUUAGUUAGGCAACAUGGGAUAUUCUAUAUGACCAACAAAGGAGUUAGAAGUACUGUAUUUCUUAAGGAAGCUUAUAGGGGGUCUAGAUUGAUUGAGAAGUCCCCUAUAUUAAUAUUUAAUGAUAGGUUCUUAGAGCUCAUGGGUAGAAGGGAAGUGAAUUUGGACUCUGGGGUGCCUUUAUUUCAUAUGGAUGCUUGAAAUUUUGGGGUUUAUGGCAAUGAGAAAGCUACUGGAGGAGAGUUGGUGUUACGAUCUCUUGGAAAGUAUGUCUACUCGGGAGAGUAGGUGACCCUGUAUACCAGGAAGACGUCGCAUUGUCACCAACCCACCUAAAGUCCUGGCUACAGUUGAAAUUUCAGAUACGCUAUGCCAAUUUCGACAUCAUCACUGACAAACAAAUUAUCAUUGACGUAUACUCAUAUUAUGACAACUUUAGAUCUAUUUAUAGAUUAGGGAUAGACCACUCUAUUGGUAUCCUGCUGCCUUGUUUACCUGAAUUGUACAAAUUAACCUUGCAUUCUUUGAGUUUAUAUGAGGCUUUUCGUAGCUAACAAACAUGAUAUGAAUUUAUGAUCUGAGAACAAGGAAGCCAAUGCAUGAAUAUUUCUUCUGCUAGAGGUGGUGCAAAUGGCAUUCUUUGCCGUAAGAAAUCGCAAGUCUCAUUGGGGUUGUGUUGGCUACAUGCGAGUUUGUUUCUUAGAGUCAAUACCGGACUCGGUCAUAUGAACCUAGCUAUUAAGGAGUUUUACCUCCAUCUAACACUUAUGUCUACUCAACUUUUAGAUAAAUUUACACAGUGGCUUCUCUGUUUUAGUUCUAAUAAUGCGAGGCUCAAGCGCUUUCUACAUCUGUUGCUUGCAAUUCAUCUGUUGUAGUUUGUCGCAAACAUGAUUUAGAAGGAGCCUCUGGAUAUGUCUGGAUUAAGAAACUAAAGCAAGUGAAACAAGAAAUACUCUACAACUUCGAGUGAGAGAGAACAUGAUAUAAUGAAGUUUGGGAGAUAGUAGACAUUCAUCCUCAACAGAUUGAGACAGGCUUGUUGAUUGGUCACCCCAAUCAUCAAUGCCCUCAUAAAUACAUUUUAUUUUGCAUGUAUACACCUUUAUAAAGUAAUUUUGUGCAGUGGUCAUUCUGGAUUUGAAAAUCACGUACUGGUUCACAAAGUAAACUUUUCUUCUUGGCAUCUUUGGCGUAAAACAGAUUUUUGGAACAGACUGUAUGCUAUACUUGGUUAUAGUAUUGGGUUCUCAUACCCCGUGUUUACCAUCCACA
Molecule: messenger RNA, 2887 nt
Organism: Amborella trichopoda
Lineage: Eukaryota; Viridiplantae; Streptophyta; Magnoliopsida; Amborellales; Amborellaceae
Source: RefSeq, a predicted model, not a curated record